This is a messenger RNA of Pteropus alecto (black flying fox), 5419 nucleotides long. RefSeq lists its product as uncharacterized. Bases 2089 to 3012 code for a protein of 307 amino acids. The transcript is spliced from 2 exons. The record is from RefSeq and is a predicted model, not a curated record. Lineage: Eukaryota; Metazoa; Chordata; Mammalia; Chiroptera; Pteropodidae.
GAGGACACGCAUAUUGACUCUUCUGAUGCUAUUCACAGUUAUGAAUUGCAAAUGACUUUUCAAAAGUACUUCUCUCAAAACACCCAGACACCUGGCCACAGACUAAUGCUAAAACGGGCACCUGGAUCAGCUGCCCCGUAACUUCAAACCACACGGCUGCAUCUGACCACAGAGACAGACGUCUCCGCCAAGAGAAAUAUGAACAGCUCUGGGAACUGAUUACGAACUUGGGACUGGUCCAGACCGUUCAGAAGUGAUGCCUCGCAGCCCGGACGUCCCCCUCAGCCAGUUAGCUCUGUGCAAUGAAAGCGCUGUCACGAAAUUCGAAUGUGCACGAGCCUCCUCGCUGCCUAAUAUGGAAAUAAUAAUUAACUGCCCAAAGACGUGAGCGCUGGCUCAUGGCUGAUGAUUCACCUUAAAGUGCAAAGAAAAAGGUCAAACCUUUUGUUGGGCAACUUAACGACAGUCCUGAAACCAUCUGUUCCCUUUCACACAGUAAUCUUAUUGCCGGAAACUGAUCUUAAGAAAUGACCCAAAAGCCAGAAGGUGCCCACCAGCGUCAGAAUCCGCCUAAGUGCCCGGUAGGAGACAUGGUAAUUACCGUUCGCCUUCGUCCUGAAAUACGACACAGCCAUUAAAAGUGAACCAUGAAGCCUGCCGCACUACGGAAGGAGCUGAGGACGAUGCUGCGUUUAAAAGCAGAAUAUCAGUUAUAUCUGCGUUAUAACUGCGACCACAUUCAAAUGUAUUUUCACGUAGGGAAAAUGGAAGGCAGCGUCAUGGGCGAUUUUUCCCCUAACUUUUUGUAAUGUUAACCUACUGUCCUCAUAAUUUUCGAAAGGAAACGGGGUUGUGUACAGUGCUUUAUACUCUGCUCUGUAAGUAAAUCGGUACAAAAAUACUUGAAAACAGCAAAGCUCGUUUCAAAUAUUUGUCCUUUAGAAACGCCAGGUGCUCGCCCAGCAUCUGGCAGCUGGCGGAACAUUCCCAUGGGUUCUGCCCGGACCCUCCGACCUCUGUGAAGGGCCCUCUCUGCCCCUGGGAGCUCCCGGCUCAGGCCACCUCCUGGGGAGUCCAGUCCUGGGGUGGGGUCUGUGUCCCAGGCCCUGUGACUUCCGGAGGACACAGGUUUGUCACAGACCCAGUCCCACCCCCACCCCCAGCCCUCGUCAGACUGGACAUUGGACCCUGGACCCAAAGGUCGGCAAGUCCUCCGCUGUGUGGCCUCCGUUUUGAUGUCUGUUUCUCAAACACGGGUUUUCCAGACCCAGGGCGCCUGGGGAGCAGUUCUCUGGACCUACGGCUCCCGCAGGCAGGUGGACGGGGGGCUGCCCCCCCGUGGCUGGCCUGCUCCUGGGAGAGCUGGUCACCCCGCAAACAGUGUAGCGAAUGCGCCCACGCCCAGACUACAGGGCACUGUGUCCCGCAGACACUGUCACCCGUGUUGACACGUGAUAGGAGGCAGGGCCUCUGUCUGGUACUAAAAGCACGAAAGAGGAAAAAAAUCGACUCAAUCCCGCAGCUCUGCUUCAAUGUCUCGAGAUCAAAAUGCUCACGAGAACGCAGAGUCCUGUCUAAGGAAGUACAGCCAUCGCUGAGCUGACGCUCCGUCAACGCGGACGUGGUCACUUUGGUGUGUCGGCAAACGGGGGAAAUGACAGUGGACCCCGAGUUCCUGAUCGAUAUGGACGAAUGACACAGCUUCAGACGAGGGCUCCUGUGAGCGAUUCUUCAAAGGGAGAAUUUUUACUCCACGAGACUUGUUUUCAUCUCUCGAGCUCUUUCUAAACCAUCAAACCUACGCUGCUCAAAAACUGUUGGACCGUGGGUCAAGGAGACACUCGCGCUGGCUCUCAACAGAAAAUGUGCUUCUCCCACUGAAAUGGCCACUCAAGCAACAAUGUGGCGAUGAUUUAUCUCGGGACGUUUAACGCUGGACCCUCGCUCCAGCUGUGUCACGACCAUGCAGCCGGUCAGGGACACGUGCCGUGUGCACAAGACGAGGAAAACACUCUCGCGGCCCAGGACUUGGGCGUCUAACGUACCAGCGUCACCGUCUUAAAAGCUAAGCUGCCCACAUCCCGAAGAAUGAACACCACGGACGAUCACGAUGUCUACGCGUCGCUGACGGCAGAACGUGAAAGGGCUCCGUUCGCAUCACGGAGCCACUGUCGUCGAGCGUGGCGCUUCGUUGAGCGGUGGGGUCGGCGGCAGGUCGGAAAAGACGGGGCGUCCCGUGGCAGAACCAGGGCCUCUGCCUCUGCGGGCGUGGGGAGCCCUGCAUUUCCCGUCCGCUGCCGCGUCUCCGGGACCCAGAGAGGUCUCCGCCGACCUCCGUGGGGUGAUGAAUGCACCGGUGCAGAGCGGAGCGUGUCAGGACCGAAGCGCAGCCCGUGCCCCGCGACGGGGAAUCGGGGAGGCGCGCGCUUGCCUCCGUGGUCAGGCGGGGUCUCGUCCGGAGCGUCUGCUCCACGCGGCGUUCAGACACCGCGUGUGACCGCGCAGGCCCUGCGGUUACGCACGGCCAGACCAUCAAGGACUCCAAAUCGGGGCGGUCCUACGACACUGUCCCUGGAGGCGGUCACACCGGACGUCCAGGAGCUGCUUGGCCAGACUGCCGCAGCCGGGGCUGAGCACCCCCUCGCUCGCCGUGUCACUCACGGGAGGCUAAGGGCUCAGAGGCCGUGCCCGUGCGCGCUGGGUCCCGGGCACAGUCCCAGCAAUCCCUCCAGGCGCCCCGGCCUGUCCUUCUCGUCUGCUGUUCCGUCCGCUCACUCCCCUAGAAUGUCACUUCCAGCCCGGCAAGCACCCUGGCCGUCUCAGUCUGUUACAGUCCAGCACCUGACGCCAGCUGGGCAUCCAGGGGUGAGGCGCAAGGAAAAAGGUUCUCAGGCCGCCACGCUCACUGCUGAUGACGAUACAGAAUUCUGUUUUAAAAUGAGAUCUGGCAAAAGGCUUUCUAAGGAGGUGACACAUGAUCCACGGAUGAGUGAGCUAAGCCUUCCAGCCUGAGUCCGCCAAAGAUCUCGACAGUUCAAAGUUCAGAGCGCUCUUAAACUUAAGGAGUGGCCUACAUUCCUAAAAUUUCUUUUUAACUAAGGUAUUGGAAACCUGCGAGAUCCCAGCUACCGCGUCUGUUGCCAGCCCAAUCAAUUUAACUACACACUUCCUGUCACGCUUCUUAAUCGUCACUGGCACAGUAAAAACACUCAGUUUACUAAGUCGACACUGAACCUGUAGGAACUCAGUCAGACGAAGACAUUUUACCUUCUUUUGCCUUAACCCACAAGCUGAGGACACGUCAGCAUCACAGCGAGCCAGGGAGAGACUCACUCCCCAUCCCUGCUCUGGGUCUAGGCUGCUCUAACCUUCCCGUUGGUUCCAAUCCAGCUCAGGCACUCGGGGUGCCCUCCCUCCGAGCUCCCUGCACGAUGCGGGGCUCUCCGAUCCGGUCAGGGUCCCCGGGUGCGUUCGCCUGCAGGACGGUCUCCGCUAAGCAAGCUUGGGGACAAAAUGCUGGCGUCAAUGUACACCAACGACCCGGAUGAGCCAGCUCCAGGCAGCUUCUUGCAGCCCGUGUCCCCACGUAGACACGGCCCGAUGACACGGCACGGUGCCCUCGUCAAAGCCGGAGCUAAACACAGAGGAGGCAGGAAGAUCGACACGUGUUUUCAGCACAUUUCGUCGCUUUGCCCUCCCUCUCCAUACCUGGGGCCGGUACCUGGGGUCGGUCCCUGGGGAAGCAUCGCCCCCAUCCACGGAGAGCCAGCGCCAAGCUCGACGUGGGCGGGUCACCUCAUCGCCCCCAUCCACGGGGGCCAGCGCCAAGCUCGGCGUGGGCGGGUCACCUCAUCGCCCCCAUCCACGGGGACCAGCGCCAAGCUCGGCGUGGGCGGGUCACCUCAUCGCCCCCAUCCACGGGGGCCAGCGCCAAGCUCGGCGCGGGCGGGUCUCCUCAGCUCUUCCGCAGAAAUAGCGUACCCCGUUAACGGAAAUCAGCAGAGGAGGAGGAAGAAAGCGUUAACGGCACGAUCUCGCCGCCCCGCCCUCGACGGACGCCGUUUUAAAUCGCGUCCACAGCACAUCGCUAUUUGCGCUUUUGUUUUCCUCGUAGGUAUAAUUUUUUACAUAAUGUCCUUUUUUAUAUAAUUCCCUGUUGCCACUUUGUAUUUAUAAUUUUCGGUGGUUAACUAUGCCAUCAGAUGAAAUGCUGUCAUUUUUUUAUGCUCCUUCUGUGGCAUUCGGCCUUUGUCCUGUUUGGGGGGGCGGGGAGCAUCGAGAAUCCCGCUGCAGCCACCUCUCGCUAGGUUCCACAGCCAGCUCUUGGCCUGGGAUUCCCAAAUCAAAGGCGACGAGCGUUGUCACAUCUUGAUCACAUUUAAAUCCAGACUGAAGAGUUUGUUCUCAGAAGCAUGAGUAAUCGGCUGUUCCGGGAAAUACACACUGAAUAUGAAGAUGCUGUUUACGUCAAGCCGAGCACUGAAGAAACAGGAAAGGAGUCAGAGCUGAUGACUGGUCUGUCCAGCCCGGGACUUUAUGGGAAGCUGUGGUCUUCUGUGGCCGCCUGGCACAUGAGUCCCAGGACACCUCGGUUUUCCUUAGCGCUGUUCUGCAGUAAAUUAUUCCUAAAACUAUCUAACUGCACGUCCGUCCGAGAGCCAGCGACAACUGCCGGGCUGUGCAGAGGGGCCACGGCCCGUUUCGCUCACAGGACAGCGCCUGGACCCCGGGCAGUGCCGGGCAGAUCCCUGCGUCAGAACCCCCUGCACAGGAGGAAGACAGCGGAAGGACACUGAGCGCUGGGCCCGCCAGGGACGGCCAGGUUCACAGCCUCACGCCCGUCUGGGGGGUGAGGGGGCCAGGAAAACCCGGCAGAGGGGCUGCACGGAAAGAGGAGCGGCUGUGCCCAGCUGCCUUCCGGUCUGCUUGUCAACAGAAGGUGAUCGACAGCAUCUGUGGGUACAGCACCAGCCACCCCCAGAUAACGCACCGAGCUUUUCCAGAAAGGUUUCUGAGAAAAGGGUCCUCAGGAGCUCAGCAGACCCCACACUUCUCCCGGCCCUGCAGAGGUCUCCAUGCUGCGGAGUCCCGGUCACAUCUCGCCAAGGCCCACGCAGAAGCCUUUUCCCGAGCUCUGCCCCUGGCCCUGUGUGACAUUCACGUGUGGCUUUUGGUCACUGGCAAAUGCUGAGAGCAGCAUCAAAAAUGAGCAAAUGUGAUGCUGUGGCUUCAGCAACGACAAAAACUAGAGUAAUAUUCCAGGGUGUGGGGGAGACGGUCCCCCCCGAGGACGAGAGGAAAGCCAGGAGCUCUAGAGAGUGGAGCGACAGUCACACCUACUGAAGACACAGCCUAGAUGGAACAGAAUGAAUCUCUACCGUGUCCCUUAACAGUCAUGUGGCUAAUGAGACAACCCACU